This is a messenger RNA of Chara braunii, 2455 nucleotides long. Lineage: Eukaryota; Viridiplantae; Streptophyta; Charophyceae; Charales; Characeae. The record is from the annotation of a GenBank genome assembly.
CAGCGAUUCCAGUGUGUCUGCAGGAAUCUGAAUAUCGCUGCAGCUCUGUCUGCUGUUAUUUUAUUUUUGGUUUUUAUUUGAACUGGGAAAAUGUCGGAUCAGGGAAAUGAGCAGCAGCCACAGGUAGAGGUGGUGGUGAAGGCAGAAGGUGAACAACCUUCUACCUCCAUUACCCCCCCUCCACCUCUGACUGCUACUCAGAGGCUGAAGAAGGAGGCAGAAGAGCAGCUCAAGCUGCAACAGGCCAGGGUAGCUGAAUUGGCACGACAGGAGGCUGCUGAGCUAGAGGCUGCAACAGAUCACUCCAGAAGGGAGUAUCUGUUGCAGCAGCUAGAGAGGUCACUUGCUGAUGACCGUUGUGCCCAGAUCACCAAGCAUAUGGCUGAGAUGAUCCUGCUGGAGCACAAGAUCACCAGCUCCCUGUUCACAAACUGGGAUGACUGUUUUGUGCGGUUGGAGCGUCGGGUUGACGAGCUGUCAGCUCAACAGUCCAAGAUCCUGGAUGCUAUCCAGGGCUUGUCUGCUCAGCUGGCAGCCGCCAAGCUGAUUACUCCUCAGCUCCCUCUGCUGCAACCCAAACCCUCUCCUCCUCCUUCACAACCUCCUUCCCCUCCUCCAUCCCAUGCUGGAUCUGCACAUUCCUCCCGGUCAUCUACCCCUUCCCUGAAGGCCUCAGUAAAGGCAACCUAUGCUGCUGUGACUGCAGCAGACAGAGGUCCCAAGAUCCCUGCUCCCAACAAGUUCAGGGGCGAUGACCCCAAGACUGAUGUUGGGGACUGGGCUGCUGGGACCAGAGCCUACUUGAGGGGCUUUGUCUGUGCAGAACAAACUAAGGUGGCAACUGUUUUGGGGCUGCUGGAAGGGUCUGCACUGAAGUGGGCCACCUCAACUUCCAGCAGUCUGCAGCAGUCCAUGGAGGAUUGGGCCUUUGGGUUGGGGGUAGACAGACUUCUGCAGGCCCUGGAGGACCGGUUUGCAGACAAGGAGCGGGCCCGCAAGGCUGCUGACAGGAUUGCUUGCCUGGGACAGCAGCGGUACAGCGGUACCCUACAGGCCUUGUUUGCUGAAUUCGAGCAGCUCACCUCCACCCCUGGGUUGGUCAUGGCACCUGAUGAUAUGUUGACCAGCUUUUGCAGGGCAGUGCCUGAGAAGUUCGUUGUUGCACUCUACAGCGCUGGGUACAAGGACUGGAGGUCCUUUGGUCGUCCUGGAAACGGAGGCCAAGCUCCAUAUGCCCCCCCUGUUUCCUGUCCUCCUGAGAUACAACAGGUGGUAGAUCAGUAUGCUGACCUGAUGCAGGAGCCCUUUGGACUUCCCAACCGGCCAACUAAGCAUCACAUCGAGCUGCUGCCUGGAGCGGUUCCUCCCACGGGCCGCAUCUACAGGAUGUCCCUUGCUGAGCUUGAGGAGCUCAGAAAGCAGCUUGAGACCCUGACCAGCAAAGGCUGGAUCAGACCCAACACAUCUGAAUUCGGUGCACCUGUGCUCUUUGUACCCAAAGGGAACGACGAGUUCAGGAUGUGUAUUGACUACAGGGGUCUCAACAAGAUCACUAGGAAGAGUACUGAGCCACUUCCUAGGAUCGAUGACCUCCUGGAUAUGGUGCAGGGCUGUACAGUGUUCAGCAAAGUCGAUCUCAAAUCUGGCUACCACCAGAUUGAGAUGGCAGAGGAGGAUGUCUAUAAGACAUCCUUCAAGACCAGGUAUGGGACUUACGAGUUCCUGGUCAUGCCAUUCGGACUUUGCAAUGCCCCAGGCACAUUCCAGACAGAGAUGCACCGCAUCUUCAGGCCUUACCUGGACAAGUUUAUGGUUGUCUACCUGGAUGAUAUCUUGGUAUUCAGCAAAACUGCCAGGGAACAUGCGGAGCACUUGGCUCUAGUUCUUCAGUCUUUACGUGACAGCCACUACAAGAUCAACAGAGAGAAGUCCUCUUUUGGGGUUCCCUCUGUCAUCUACCUGGGUCAUGUAAUCUCUGGAGAUGGCCUGGCUCCUGAAGCAGCCAAGAUUGUUGCUAUUCAGGAGUGGCCUCCGCCUCAGACAGUGAGGGAUGUCCGGUCCUUCAUGGGUUUGACCUCCUACUACAGAAAGUUUGUCAGGAACUUUUCUGCAGUGGCUGCACCCCUGACUAACCUCACAAAGAAGGACACACCCUUUCUUUGGUCCCUCCACUGUCAGCUGGCCUUCACACGACUCAAGAAGGCCUUGACUCGUGCGCCUGUACUAAAGUUACCUGUCCCCACUCUGCCAUUCAUCCUGACCACUGACGCCAGUCAGUAUGGCAUUGGGGCAGUUCUUCAGCAGGAUGAUGGGAAUGGUCUAUGGCCUGUAGAGUUUAUGAGUAAGAAGAUCAAGACUCAAAAGCUCUAGGACUCCACCUACGAGAAAGAGCUUUAUGCUCUUGUUUGUGUCCUGAAACAUUGGAAGCACUUCCUCCUGGGCAGGCACUUCAAGA